Saccharomyces kudriavzevii IFO 1802 is the source of this 3480-nucleotide messenger RNA. It is a transcript of the gene SEF1, whose product is annotated as Sef1p. Gene Ontology annotation, molecular function: zinc ion binding; transcription cis-regulatory region binding; DNA-binding transcription factor activity, RNA polymerase II-specific. Gene Ontology annotation, cellular component: nucleus. The coding region runs from base 1 to 3480 and encodes 1159 amino acids. NCBI's taxonomy places the organism in Eukaryota, Fungi, Ascomycota, Saccharomycetes, Saccharomycetales, Saccharomycetaceae. Gene Ontology annotation, biological process: regulation of DNA-templated transcription; DNA-templated transcription. The transcript has a single exon. The record is from RefSeq and is a predicted model, not a curated record.
AUGGUGAAGGACAAUCCAGAUUCUGAUCAAAACCACGACUACAGCUCUGCUAACACGAAAAGUCAGCCGGAGCAGCAGCAGCAAUUUCCGAACAAGAAGCAACGAAUUUCUCACCAUGAUGACAGUCAUCAAAUCAACCAUAGACCAGUCACUUCGUGUACUCAUUGCAGGCAGCACAAGAUCAAAUGCGAUGCCAGUCAAAACUUUCCUCAUCCUUGCUCUAGAUGUCAAAAAAUUGGCCUCCACUGCGAAAUUAAUCCUCAAUUUAGGCCUAAAAAGGGCUCACAGUUACAACUACUGAGGCAAGACGUGGAUGAAAUGAAGGCUAAAUUAGAUACUCUCUUGGCUAAUGACAGCGUCUUUGUCCAUUUCCUACAACAUAUUCCCAUGGGCAAUAACCUUUUAAGCAAACUUAAUUUACAUCCAACUCCAACUUCAGGCACUAUCAUUCCUAACCCAGAUUCUUCUCCUUCAUCAGGAUCCCCCACUUCUUCCACGACUCAGCGAGAUUCGAAGGUCUCAGUGCAGACAUAUUUGUCCAGGGAGCCUCAGCUUUUACAAGCCAGCCACAGCAACAACAAGAAUAACUUCAAGGCAAAUACUGAGGCCCCCUCCCGCACAACAUUGCGUGCGUCUUCUUUGGCCCUAGGCUCGAAAAGCUUAGCGGUAACAGAGCCAAAUAAACUGCCCCCUCUAUUGAACGACUCAGCGUUGCCUAAUAAUUCCAAAGAAUCCCUGCCUCCUGCUUUGCAGAUGGCCUAUUACAGGAACAACUCGGCAACCAACACGCCAAACGGUCCCUUCUCGCCAAACCACGCUGCAUAUUCCCCCUCUACCGCGUCGAUCAGUGCUACGAACACAACAAACAAAGCACCUCUUGUAGCUGAUACUCGUGGUGGUACAAUCAACAGUGUGAAUAGAACGAAAACGCCCGUGGUGGCCACCACCACAACUAUGCCAUUAUUGCCUUCGCCACAUGCAAGCGUGGAUGAGUUUGUGUUGGGUGACAUAAGUAUUUCCAUUGAAAAAGCCAACAGAUUACACCAUAUUUUCGUGACUAGGUACCUGCCGUACUUCCCUAUCAUGUACUCCAAUAAUGCUACUGAGCUGUACUCCCAAUCUCAACUACUCUUCUGGACUGUGAUGCUGACAGCAUCUUUGUCCGACCCUGAACCCACCAUGUAUUGCAAGUUGAGCUCCUUAAUCAAACAACUGGCCAUAGAAACCUGUUGGAUACGAACCCCUAGGUCUACACAUAUCUCGCAAGCUUUGCUCAUAUUAUGCAUUUGGCCGUUACCUAACCAGAAAGUUUUAGACGAUUGUUCUUACCGUUUUGUGGGACUAGCUAAAUCAUUGUCCUACCAACUGGGUUUACAUAGAGGCGAGUUCAUUUCAGAAUUUACACGGACUCAAACUUCAAUGCCAAACGCAGAAAAAUGGAGAACUAGGACCUGGCUGGGAAUAUUUUUUGCCGAGCUUUGUUGGGCGAGUAUCCUAGGUUUACCACCAACUUCACAAACGGAUUAUUUAUUGGAGAAGGCCUUAUCUUGUGGUGACGAAGAGUUGAAUGAAGACAAUAAUAAUAAUGACAUCAAUGAAAAUAAAAAUACUUGUAGUAACGGCAAUACUAGUAAUGUUGAUAAUAAUGUUAACGAUAAAAUUAAUACGAAUAAUGAAUCACACAUCGAAAAUAAAUACAAAUUACCAGGCAGAUUUAGAAGAUUAUUGAGUUUGGCCAAUUUCCAAGCUAAAUUAUCCCAUAUUAUUGGAUCUUCCAUUUCCAGCCCUGAUGGGUUAUUAGAACCAAAAUAUCGUGCGGAAACUUUGUCCAUCCUAGGGAAAGAUUUGGAUUUACUAGCGAAAACCUUAAACUUUCAAAGUGAUGAUGUUGUAAAUAUUUAUUUUCUGUAUGUUAAAUUAACCGUUUGUUGUUUUGCGUUCUUACCUGAAACGCCUCCUACUGAUCAAAUUCCAUAUGUCACAGAAGCAUACUUAACAGCUACUAAGAUCGUCACUUUAUUGAACAACCUUUUAGAAACACAGCAACUGAUUGAACUACCAAUUUAUAUUAGACAAGCAGCCACAUUUGCGGCAUUGAUAUUAUUCAAAUUGCAACUAACUCCUCUGCUUCCUGAUAAGUAUUUCGAUUCGGCAAGGCAAUCAGUGGUCACUAUCCACAGACUUUACAGAAACCAGUUGACUGCAUGGACCACGAGUGUAGAGAAUGAUAUUUCCAGAACAGCAAGUAUGUUAGAGAAAUUGAACUUCGUACUAAUCAUGCAUCCGGAAGUUUUCGUGGAGGAGGAUGGUAUUAUUUCAAGAAUGAGAUCACAUUUAACAGGUUCUCUAUUCUAUGAUUUGGUUUGGUGUGUCCAUGAGGCAAGAAGAAGAGAAAUUGAUUCCGAAUAUAAUAAACAAGCACUAGAAAAAGCCGUUAAGAAGAGGGAACUUUCUUCUAAUGGCAUUUACAACGACCUUUCAUCUACAGGCGGGAUUAUGGAUAGAAAACUGUAUCCAUUGCCGUUAUACAAUCAUAUUUCCAGGGACGAUUUUGAAACUGUGACAAAGACAACACCGAGUGGAACCACUGUCACCACUUUAGUCCCCACCAAAAAUGCCUUAAAGCAGGCAGAAAAACUAGCUAAAACGAAUAACAGAGACUCUGAUGGUUCUAUAAUGGAGAUCAACGGGAUACCGCUUUCCAUGCUCGGAGAAACAGGCAGCGUAAAAUUUCAAAGUUUAUUCGCUAAUACUGGAAGUAAUAAUGAUUACAACAAUAGCCGACCUUUACUAGACGCGUCGAACAUCAUGUCAGUGCCUUCCAAUUCAAGUUAUCCAAUGGCUCCAGGGAACACUUCGAAUAACAAUUUAGGAAGUACAAACGUAGACUAUUAUAAUAAUGGACCUGGUUCAAUUCUUGAUCUCUCCAUGAAAAGAUCAGUAAGUACGCCCGUAAAUCAUCUCCCUACAUCCGUUCCAGGUUCGAGAAAUCCUAUUUCUGGUUUACCAAAUGCUGUUACAUUGGCCAUCGACCGCCCCGGCCAAAGAGAACAUAGUAAUUUACAAAAUGUUCCCGUUUAUUAUAAUAACCAAUUCAACAACACCAACGUGAUUGAGAGAUCCCAAAGUAGUAUGUCACAUUCACGCACGCCAGUUGCGUCCAAAUCGAAUAACAUGGCGGAUUUGCAUUCCGUUGUUUCCGAUCCUGGUUCCUCUAAGAAUACCGCUUACCCACCUCUAAGCUUGUUUGCAAAGAAUAACAGCCACAAUAGUAAUAGAGCAAAUCCGCAAUUUGUUGCGGUCGGGAAUGCUGCAACUCCCUUAAACUACCAAAACGGUGAGAAUGAAAACAACGCAAAGACUCCUGGAAACAAGCUGACGGAUUUUUUCCAGCAGCAAAGCGCAGGUUGGAUUGAAGGUAAUUCCAGCAAUGAUGACUUCUUUGGAUGGUUUGAUAUGAACAUGGAACAAGGAUUUUAA